GGCUCGAGAACGGCCCAACCCACGCGGUCCACGCCUCGCUUCUACUUCGCCCUCCCGACUUUGCGUUUCCAAUGGCGGCAUCUCACGCAGCGCUCAUUGGCAAGGCUGCUCCCGACAUGGAGCUGGAGCUGGCCGAGGGCAGCGGCACGCUGCUGGCGCUGAAGCAGCCGGGACAGGCCAUGGUGGUGGACUUCUUUGCGCCCUGGUGCAAGGCCUGCCCCAAGGCCGCCCAACACCUGGAGGAGUUGGCGGAGACUUGGAAGGACUGCUGCUUCGUCUUGGUCUGCGUGGACGGGGCGUUGGCUGAGGCCCAGAAGUUCGCGCAGGAGCACAACUUGAGGCGCUGCGUGGUGGCCUCAGUGGUGGACGAGGAUGCUCCGCAGGACUACGGGGUGUCCGGGCUGCCGCACCACGUGCUCAUCGCGCCGGACGGCAAGGUGGCCAGGAACUACGAGGUGACUUUGCCUCAGCACCUCGAGGAGGUUUUGGCCCAGCCCACAGCGGAGCCCAACACGGCGCCGAGCGCGGAGCCGAACGCGGAGCCGACGGACAUGCUGGCAGCGGUGCCUCGAAAGAGCCGCGUCUCUGACCAGUACAAGGAGCUCGAGCAGAGCGACCCGCUGCUGAAGUCCAACCCUCGGCGCUGGGUCAUGUUCCCUUUGCAGUACCCGGAGGUCUGGGAGAUGUACAAGAAGCACGAGGCCUCCUUUUGGACUGCCGAGGAGAUCGACCUGGCGCAGGACAACAAGGACUGGGCGGCUCUGAACGAGGCGGAGCAGCACUUUGUGAAGCACGUGCUGGCAUUCUUCGCAGCCAGUGACGGCAUUGUACUGGAGAACCUCUCGCAGCAGUUCUCCUCGGAGGUGCAGAUCCCGGAGGCGCGGGCCUUCUAUGGCUUCCAGAUCGCCAUGGAGAACAUCCACUCGGAGACCUACUCGCUGCUCAUCGAGCAGUACAUCAAGGAUCCGGUGGAAAAGGACAAGCUCUUCGAUGCCAUCCACACCAUGCCAGCGGUGUGGGAGAAGGCCUCCUGGGCCAUCCAGUGGAUGAACCGCGAGGCCUCCUUCGCGGAGCGGUUGGUGGCCUUCGCCUGCGUGGAAGGCAUCCUCUUCAGCGGGUCCUUCUGCGCCAUCUUCUGGCUGAAGAAGCGUGGGCUGAUGCCGGGGCUCACCUUCUCCAACGAGCUCAUCUCGAGGGACGAGGGCCUCCACGCGGACUUCGCCUGCUUGCUCUACGGCAUGCUGCAGCACCAGCUGCCGGAAGACAUUGUGCAUGAGAUCGUGAGGGGCGCCGUUGAGGUGGAGAGGAACUUCAUUUGCGGGGCCCUGAGCUGCGAUUUAAUCGGCAUGAACAAGGAGCUCAUGACCCAGUACAUCGAGUUUGUGGCGGAUCGGCUGCUCACUGCCCUGGGCCACAGCAAGCUCUUCGGUGCCUCGAACCCCUUCGACUGGAUGGAGCUGAUUUCGCUGCAGGGCAAGACCAACUUCUUCGAGAAGCGGGUUGGGGAGUAUCAGAAGGCUGGGGUCAUGGGGGGCGAAGGCGGCCCCCUGAACGCCUUCUCUUUGGAUGCGGACUUCUGAGGCCAUGGGGUUUCAGUGGCGAGACUCGAAUGGAUCCAUUCGAGGCGCCACGAGACGCCGCGAGAAUCUGAGUAUUUUGUGUCUGGUUGACCAGUCGACGAGUUGUCGACCAGUCGAUGGGGAGUUCAAUCCGAAGAUUGGACGGAGUGAAGUCUGUGGGGCGGACUUCAAUCUUAGCCUGGGCAAUGACGCGGGAUCAGAUUC
Messenger RNA from Effrenium voratum, 1784 nucleotides. NCBI's taxonomy places the organism in Eukaryota, Dinophyceae, Suessiales, Symbiodiniaceae. The record is from the annotation of a GenBank genome assembly.